Messenger RNA from Protopolystoma xenopodis, 237 nucleotides. Lineage: Eukaryota; Metazoa; Platyhelminthes; Monogenea; Polystomatidea; Polystomatidae. The record is from the annotation of a GenBank genome assembly.
AUGUUUGAAGUAGCUAAAAAUUAUUUCUUACGAUUUUCAGCUGAAAAAAUUCUCGAGGACAGCCGGCGUCUUCAAGAUCUAGCCGGUGCAGAAGAGAUAGCUGAAAAGAAACGCAAGCAGGCCCUGAUUGCUGAAAUAAGAGCUACUGAGGCUGCUCUCUCAGUUGCCAAAGAGCUUUCGCAGAAGCAGGUGAGACUCAUAUUUGCAUUGAUUUUGCCAUCGUCAAAGGCAAUCUAG